Messenger RNA from Lactuca sativa (garden lettuce), 638 nucleotides. Its product is annotated as cytochrome c oxidase copper chaperone 2. The record is from RefSeq and is a predicted model, not a curated record. Gene Ontology annotation, molecular function: copper chaperone activity; copper ion binding. Gene Ontology annotation, cellular component: mitochondrial intermembrane space. Lineage: Eukaryota; Viridiplantae; Streptophyta; Magnoliopsida; Asterales; Asteraceae.
ACUUAUAUCGACGAACACGAUGUACGAUUUAUAAUGUUGUGCUCCGCACGUGAUUUCAUUCGUACUUUCUUCUUUCGCGGCGGAUAAACGCAACACGUUAUACAGCUCUGAAAUUACGACUCUCAGAUCGCCUCUUACAACUCUCUUCUUCCCACCUGUCUCCAUAAUCCCUUCAAUUCUCUGAUUCCGUAAAGGAACUUGGAAUCAUGAGUGGAUUACAGACACAAGACUUCACUUCUACAUUAAGAUUAACAAAAGCACCAAAAGAUGCUACGACAGGACCUGAGUCAAAGCCAAAGAAGAAAAUCUGCUGUGCUUGCCCUGACACUAAGAAGCUCAGGGACGAAUGUGUUGUGGAGCAUGGUGAAUCAGCUUGCUCAAAAUGGAUUGAAGCUCAUCGUUUGUGCCUUCGUUCUGAGGGAUUUAAUGUAUGAUUUCAAAGCACAGAUAUCAAAUCAGAUGAGGAUAUUCAGGUUUUAGUUUUCAUGAACUCAUGCAUCCUGCAACUCCAGAAUAAAUGAAUUUUGAUUGAUUACAAUACAUUAUUGAGUUACAAAGGUCAAUCCUUUUUUUUAAUAUGUUUGUUGUUUUGUACACUACUGAUUGAAUCUUAAUAAUAAACACAGAGUUCUUGAUUA